GUGUGUGUGUGUGUGUGUGUGUGUGUGUAGAUUGUGAGCAAACUAAAGGAAGAGAUCGGAGCCAUGGAGAAAGAACACGGUGAGCUGCAGCAGCACAUCUCCAGGACGGACUGGUGGUGUGAAAACCUGGGCCACUGGAGGGCUACCAUCACUACUGCUGAGGCUGCAGCAGAAGAGGGUGGAGAGACAGUGGCUUCCUACAGUGUGUGUGUCAGCCUGGUGGAAAUAGAGGAGAUGGCUAACAGUCGCUGGAACGUUCAGAGGAAACUCACUGAGUUCCAGAUGUUACACCGCAAACUCACCGAG
This is a messenger RNA of Notothenia coriiceps (black rockcod), 306 nucleotides long. RefSeq names its product sorting nexin-25-like. The record is from RefSeq and is a predicted model, not a curated record. The annotation marks the transcript as partial. Gene Ontology annotation, molecular function: phosphatidylinositol binding. The transcript is spliced from 2 exons. Gene Ontology annotation, cellular component: endosome. Lineage: Eukaryota; Metazoa; Chordata; Actinopteri; Perciformes; Nototheniidae.